GGAGGAUCCGAAAAGUAACCAAAGAAAGAAUAUAUGUUUCAGGGAGGGUUUGAUAUUUCCUAAAUUGGUGCCGCGUUAUUCUGAGUCCGACGGAUGUUCCUCACUUCCUCUCGGCGAGCUCGUUUCUCUUUCGGUACAUCUCAGAAAUUCUUCCCCUCCAUCACCAUCAAGAAUCCUAAAACUGAAUUCUCUGAUCCAUUAUUCAAUUUGAUCUCCGUGCCUGGAUUUCCUUCAUUUCGAUCGACAAAUAAACAAAACACAGGUGCAUUGUAAUUUAGCAAUCACGAAACUACGGGUGUGGCUUUAGGUGUGUUCAUUUGGUAUAUAUUGUGAAAAGAUUACAAGAGGAAACAAAUUUAGGUCCCUAUUAGAAUGUUGAUAUGUGCAGCAGUUUAGUGAAGCUUAAUUUAUUUGAUUAUCACCAUGAAUAACGGUGAGGCACCUGGUCCAUCUGGACAGAGGGUCGCCGAGCAAGAUAAUGAUGUUUCUGGUGGGUUGUUCUUUGGUGGUGGUGGUGGACGUCGUGCACACAAUGUGUCUGUACAAACGGGUGAGGAAUUUUCCAUGGAGUUUCUACAAGAACGAUUUGGUACAAGGAAAGUAAACAAUGUAGUACCUGAUUUGGAACAUAAGGAUGAGAAGAAGAUAGGGGGGUUUGAUUCCGUAUGGAAACAUUCUCAUGUUGGGUACCAGGACCUGACUGGGAUUCUUGGUCUUACAAGAAUGGAUUCUGAGUGUAGUUACGAUAUUCCUAAUGAGGUUUUUAGCAAAGGGUGUGUUGUUGACGGUGAUAGUAAGGGUUAUUCCGAUAAAGCAAGUAGGUUUGGGCAGGAGGUUGGUGUUAGUGGAGAAGAACUGAGGAGGUCCACUGAUGAUUUGAGUUCCUAUCAAGCUGCUUCGGGGCCAGCAACGCCAUCAAUCUCUGUCAAAGGGUCUCCUUGCGCGUAUCAGGCGCAUGGGUCUGGAACUUCAGACAAUUCUCAACAUUACAAGAUGAAGAUCCUUUGCAGUUUUGGUGGAAGAAUCUUGCCAAGACCAGGGGACGGGAAGCUCAGAUAUGUGGGCGGAGAAACACGGAUUAUCAGCAUUAGAACAAAUAUAUCUUGGGUAGAACUUGUCAAAAAAACAACAGGAAUAUGCAAUCAACCCCAUGCAAUUAAGUACCAGCUACCUGGCGAGGACCUUGAUGCUCUUAUAUCCGUGUCGUCAGAUGAAGAUAUUCAAAAUAUGUUGGAAGAAUACCAUGGCUUCAAGAAAGUUGAGGGACAAAGACUCCGAAUAUUUUUGAUAUCAUCCAGUGAAUGUGAAAAUCAAUCUUCUUUUGAAGCAAGGGCCUCAGAGCAGAAUCCUUCAGAGUAUCACUAUGUUGUUGCUGUUAAUGGCAUAUUAGACCACUCUAGUCCUAAGAUUAGCUCCACCGGGCAAACUUUAGCAAGCCAAUUGAGCUUUAAUAAAGACUCCGUCAAUUCACCGAAACCUUCGGAGAUCAAAGAUGGUAGUAAGCCAUCAAAUCUUUCAAGGAAUUUUUUUAUUGCUCCUCAGAAGCUAUCCAGAUCUCCAAAUCAUUCACCUCCUUUUUCUCCUCUGGCGCUCCAACAAAAAGAUGCUAUGAAUGGUCAGAAGAAGUUAUAUAACGGUCAGUAUUGUUGUAAUAAUGAAAGCAAGGACCCCUACUUAAAAGACCAAGCACCAGCUGGCAACUACCAUCAUGAUACCAAUAUCGGCUGUUAUGGUUCUCCACGAGGGUGUGUAUCGUUGAUUCAUCAUCAUCACCAUUAUCUAAAUAAAUCUUCGAGGGUGAAUUUCGACCAACCCAAUAGAGCUCGUGAGGUUCAUUUUCCAGACAUCACAGCAGACAAAGCAUUUGUGGCUCCAACUACAAUUGUUCGGAAUAAUAGCGACUUAGAUGGAUAUUCCUGCGAGAGGCCGAUGGUUAAACAAAGGCCUUUUCAUUCUGAGAAAAUGUCGAUACAGCCUGAAGAUCCACUGUGUCUAUUAUCAGGAUCGAAUGACUCAGUUGGGUCUCAUCAUGGUAUGCCACAUGCAUAUUCCGAUUCAAGGUUGCUAGAACAUGGAGGAGGGAGCUAUUGUUUCCAAGAAGGAGACACUCCGUUGUCUCCCUUGGACUUACAAGCACAAUCACCUGCGUGGGUAAAGUCAAGCGCGCGGCACAGUGGGGAGCAUAUGCAUUACGAUGAGAACACUGAUCUACCAAGUCCUAAUUUUCAAAAUGACUUGCGAAGUAGUCUUUCAGCAUCUAUUGUUCUGGAAAGGGGUACGAAUUCGACAAAAGCUUCUCAUCGCCGAGAAUUCUCUGGUGGAAAUGAACAAAUUUAUUGGGAAGACAUGCAAGAUCUAGGUGGUGAAAAACACCAAAUGACCAAAGAAAUAAAUUUGAUGUCAUGGGGGAAUGAAUCUAAUGACCAGGAAACUAGUCCUAUGUUAAGUCUUGAUAUGUUGGACAAAAUAGAUCAGAUUGAUGAUUCUCGUCCACAUCGUGGAGUUAGUUUUGACUCAGAUAGCAACUCUACAGCAGGUGGUACUGGAAUGCCAUAUAAGGAUGAUCUUCAAAAUCUUGAUCACCACCAGAUGUCAGUCGGGUAUAAUAUUUACUCAGGAGAGUUACACACUUCGAAUACCAAAGUUUCUGCAUCACCUGUCACCACUCUGGGGUUCUGUAAAGAUACUGCUGAAGAACAGUCCCAAGGAUAUUAUUCCUCUUUGAUUAAUCAGGUUAAUGGCGACCUAGGAAGUAAAAUAAGCAAAAUUAUCACACAGGGGUCCAUUGGUUCAUGUUCAAAGAAUUCAGAAGCUUCAAACUUGGAAAAAUCACUUCACCAGCCUAACAGUGACAGUUCUCCUACGGAACUACCUCAUGGCUCAUCCAGUGGUGGUUUAAUUUCGUUUCCAUCCUUCGUAAAGGAACCUGGUGUGGUAUCACAAAGGGAAUCGGCUAACAGUGAAUCCUUACUUUUGGUCUCUGCAGAUUUAGCUCCGUUCGGAGGAGUUGACAAUUUAGAAGAACUUUUAAAGUUAAACAUGAGCGACUCCUCUCUUACUUGGGAUAUAUUUCAGAAUCAGAAUCUGGCCACUGAGAGUCCUUUGGGAACCGAAGUCGUUUUGCCUGUAAGCUGUUCUGAAGAAGAGUUUUAUAAGGUGGAUUGCAGGAAAUUCUCUAAUGAACAGUGUAUGGUAGAAAAUACUGUGAAAGUUGGGACAGAGGCUCAAAAUAAGAUUAACCACCAUGUUCAACUAGAACCACUGCUUAUUCUUGAAGAUGUAACUAAUAGUACAUCUUCCUCAAACUUGAUUCCUCGUGUAGUUGAUGAGACUACUGGAGAUAUACUUACCCAGAGAACAACCGAAGCUAAGAGCUUCAUUCCAGAGUCUGAGGACACUAAAGUAGAUGACAGAGAUAAGGGCAACUCAAUAAGUGACUCUGUGAUUGCUGAAAUGGAAGCAGGGGUCUACGGUUUGCAGAUCAUCAAGAAUGCGGAUCUUGAAGAACUACGAGAAUUGGGAUCUGGUACCUUUGGGACAGUUUAUCAUGGAAAGUGGAGGGGAACAGAUGUUGCUAUAAAGAGACUAAAAAAGAGCUGCUUUGCAGGCCGAUCAUCUGAGCAAGAGCGAAUGACUAAUGAUUUCUGGAGAGAAGCCAAAAUCCUAUCGAAUCUUCACCAUCCAAAUGUGGUAGCCUUCUAUGGGGUGGUUCCAGAUGGGGUGGGGGGUACAUUGGCUACUGUAACAGAAUUUAUGGUGAAUGGUUCACUUAGGCAUGUCCUCCUAAAGAAGGAUAAGGCACUUGAUCGACGUAAAAAACUUAUAAUCGCCAUGGAUGCAGCUUUUGGCAUGGAGUAUUUGCAUUUGAAAAACAUUGUUCAUUUUGAUCUGAAAUGUGAUAAUUUACUCGUCAAUAUGAAGGAUCCACAUCGACCAAUAUGCAAGGUUGGAGAUUUCGGAUUGUCAAGGAUCAAACGAAAUACCCUUGUCUCAGGCGGGGUUCGAGGAACCCUUCCAUGGAUGGCACCAGAGUUAUUGAAUGGAAGUAGUAGCCGGGUUUCAGAAAAGGUUGAUGUUUUCUCAUUUGGUAUUGCAAUGUGGGAAAUACUUACCGGGGAAGAACCCUAUGCCAACAUGCAUUGUGGUGCAAUUAUUGGUGGAAUUCUGAACAACAAUCUUCGUCCGACUAUUCCAGAACAGUGUGAUCCUGAAUGGAGAAAGCUCAUGGAACAUUGCUGGUUACAAGAACCUACAGCUAGGCCAUCUUUUACUGAAAUAACAAGCAGACUCCGUAUUAUGUCCAUGGCCUUCCAGUCCAAAGGUGGCGAUCAAUCCCCAAAACAAAAAUGAUGAUGAACAACCAAGGACACAUUGUUGAUCAUAGAUCAUGAUCCAACUUGACCCUACAAUGUGGUAAAACACAACGCGGUAUAAGAGUGCUCAUUUGAGCCCUUUAGGGUACAAUUAUGUACAGGUAGAGUUUCAGUACAGGUAGAACUUGAAUACAAUUAUACCCCGUUUUUUUUAGAAGGAUCUUGCUUUGUAUCCAAGUGCUAGCCAGAUCUUUAGAAGGCCAAAAAACAAAAACAAAAAAAAAAACUUGCAAAGAAAAAUACACCUUGUAUUCUUUCAUGUAUCUUUGCUAUUAUUUGUAUAUGUAUUUGCUCCUUUGAUCCAGUUCAGUUACUUAUCCUCAGGUUAAACUUUCA
Molecule: messenger RNA, 4709 nt
Organism: Papaver somniferum (opium poppy)
Lineage: Eukaryota; Viridiplantae; Streptophyta; Magnoliopsida; Ranunculales; Papaveraceae
Exons: 9
Coding region: 424-4350 (1308 amino acids)
Biological process (GO): protein phosphorylation; signal transduction
Cellular component (GO): cytoplasm
Molecular function (GO): ATP binding; protein kinase activity; protein binding
Source: RefSeq, a predicted model, not a curated record